AUGGCUCGCACAAAGCAGACCGCUCGCAAGUCCACCGGCGGCAAGGCUCCGCGCAAGCAGCUGGCCACCAAGGCCGCCCGCAAGAGCGCCCCGGCCACCGGCGGCGUGAAGAAGCCCCACCGCUACCGUCCCGGCACCGUGGCGCUGCGCGAGAUCCGGCGCUACCAGAAGUCGACCGAGCUGCUGAUCCGCAAGCUGCCGUUCCAGCGACUGGUGCGCGAGAUCGCGCAGGACUUCAAGACCGACCUGCGCUUCCAGAGCUCGGCCGUCAUGGCUCUGCAGGAGGCGAGCGAGGCCUACCUUGUGGGUCUGUUUGAGGACACCAACCUGUGCGCCAUCCACGCCAAGCGUGUCACCAUCAUGCCCAAGGACAUCCAGCUUGCUCGCCGUAUCCGCGGAGAGAGAGUGACAUUUGUUCCAAGAGUAACAAAAACAUUGACACAUUUUAAAGGAUGGCCUGUUAUAUAUAUACUUGGGCUUUUCUCCCCAAACAUCACUUUACUUACUUUCUAUCCUCCUGCCAUGGCUCGUACUAAGCAGACCGCUCGCAAGUCCACCGGCGGCAAGGCCCCGCGCAAGCAGCUGGCCACCAAGGCCGCCCGCAAGAGCGCCCCGGCCACCGGCGGCGUGAAGAAGCCCCACCGCUACCGUCCCGGCACCGUGGCGCUGCGCGAGAUCCGGCGCUACCAGAAGUCGACCGAGCUGCUGAUCCGCAAGCUGCCGUUCCAGCGCCUGGUGCGCGAGAUCGCGCAGGACUUCAAGACCGACCUGCGCUUCCAGAGCUCGGCCGUCAUGGCUCUGCAGGAGGCCUGUGAGGCCUACCUUGUGGGUCUGUUUGAGGACACCAACCUGUGCGCCAUCCACGCCAAACGUGUCACCAUCAUGCCCAAGGACAUCCAGCUUGCUCGCCGCAUCCGCGGGGAGAGGGCUUAAUUCCCAUUCCUAGUAUAACAAAAGGCUCUUUUCAGAGCCCCCUCCUUUGUCACCAAAAGG
Mus pahari (shrew mouse) is the source of this 993-nucleotide messenger RNA. RefSeq names its product histone H3.v1. Gene Ontology annotation, cellular component: nucleosome. The transcript is spliced from 3 exons. Gene Ontology annotation, molecular function: structural constituent of chromatin; protein heterodimerization activity; DNA binding. NCBI's taxonomy places the organism in Eukaryota, Metazoa, Chordata, Mammalia, Rodentia, Muridae. The record is from RefSeq and is a predicted model, not a curated record. The coding region runs from base 1 to 933 and encodes 310 amino acids.